Odobenus rosmarus divergens (Pacific walrus) is the source of this 813-nucleotide messenger RNA. It is a transcript of the gene GJB3, whose product is annotated as gap junction protein, beta 3, 31kDa. Bases 1 to 813 code for a protein of 270 amino acids. NCBI's taxonomy places the organism in Eukaryota, Metazoa, Chordata, Mammalia, Carnivora, Odobenidae. Gene Ontology annotation, biological process: cell communication. Gene Ontology annotation, cellular component: connexin complex. The record is from RefSeq and is a predicted model, not a curated record. The transcript has a single exon.
AUGGACUGGAAGACGCUCCAGGCCCUCCUGAGCGGCGUGAACAAGUACUCCACGGCGUUCGGGCGCAUCUGGCUGUCGGUGGUGUUUGUCUUCCGCGUGCUGGUGUACGUGGUGGCCGCCGAGCGCGUGUGGGGGGACGAGCAGAAGGACUUUGACUGCAACACCAAGCAGCCGGGCUGCACCAAUGUCUGCUACGACAACUUCUUCCCCAUUUCCAACAUCCGCCUCUGGGCCCUGCAGCUCAUCUUCGUCACGUGCCCCUCGCUGCUGGUCAUCCUGCACGUGGCCUACCGCGAGGAGCGCGAGCGCCGCCACCGCCAGAAGCACGGGGACCAGUGCGCCAAGCUGUACGCCAACGCGGGCAAGAAGCAUGGCGGCCUGUGGUGGACCUACUUGUUCAGCCUCAUCUUCAAGCUCGUCAUCGAGUUCCUCUUCCUCUACGUGCUGCACACUCUCUGGCACGGCUUUGGCAUGCCGCGCCUGGUGCAGUGUGCCAACGUGGCGCCCUGCCCCAAUGUCGUGGACUGCUACAUCGCCCGGCCCACCGAGAAGAAGGUCUUCACCUACUUCAUGGUGGGGGCCUCUGCGGUCUGCAUCGUGCUCACCAUCUGCGAGAUCUGCUACCUCAUCUUCCACAGGGUCCUGCGGGGCAUAACCAAGAACAAGUCCCCCAAAAACCGCAGCCUCCCAUCCUCCACCAGCCGGGCCUCUACCUGCCGCUGCCACCACAAGCUGGUGGAGGCCGGGGAGCUGGGCUCCGACUCUGGUGACGACAAGAGGCACGCGUCAGCACCCACCAUGACCCCUAUCUGA